AUUCUUUCAGUUUACAGUGCUGUAAACAUGCAACAGUUCCACGUCGGCGUGUGCUUUGGGGUGUUCGCGUACGUGAUAUGGGGCUGCAGCGCCAUCUACUGGAAGCAGCUCACGACCAUCCCCGCCAUGCAGCUGCUAUGCCAUCGGAUCGUGUGGGCGUUUCCCAUCGCUUUCGCUGUGCUCUACUUCCAUGGCCUGGCUUCGGCGACCACGUCGGCUGCCUGCAAGUGGUCUGUCCUUCGAUUUUACGCUCUUUCAGGAACGCUCCUGGGAAUAAACCUUUUUGUGAGCAUCUGGGCGACGAACGCAGGCUACAUCGUCGAAAUGAGCCUUGGGUACUUCAUGAGUCCCCUCGUGAGUGUGUUCCUCGGGGUCGUGGUGCUCCGCGAGAAGCUUCGGUUGUGGCAAUGGAUCGCUGUGACCCUGGCUGUGUGUGGUGUCGCCACCGUGACGUUCUUGUACGGCAAGUUCCCAUGGAUUGCGCUCGUGUUGGCGUUUGAUUUUGGUUUCUACGCGCUCAUGGCGAAGAAGGCGCCGCUCAAGUCGGUCCAGGGCAUCGCCCUCGAAUUUGCGUACUUGUCCGUGCCAUGCUGGAUCUACUUGAUUGUGCAGGAAGGACAAGGCCAGGGGGCGUUUGGCCACUCCGCCGUCGCCAACGACGUGCUCAUGGUCGGCCUGGGCGUGCUCACCGUCACGCCGCAGUUGCUCUUCUCCACCGCCAUCAAGUAUAUCCCCAUGACCAUCAUGGGGCUGCUGCAGUUCAUCGGGCCGACUUUGAAUGUCCUCAUUGGCAUCUUUCUCUACCAUGAGCCGUUCGAAACCACCAAGGCCAUUGGAUUCGCCCAGGUCUGGGUCGCGCUCGUCAUCUAUACGCUGGAUACGUUCCGGUCGCAGCGCAAAGCAGCCGCUGACGAGCUUCUAGUUCCAGACAGCGACCCAGACGAUGCAGUCGGCGACGUGGUCACUGAAGCCUGCUCCGACAGCGACGUGCCUCCGAUACCGCUCCCCGGGCACGAGCUUGACAUGUCGGUCGAAGUGUACCGACCGCUCGGCGACAAAGCCAACGUAUAACGCGAACAAGCGAUCGAUCGAUCGAACGAACGAUCGAGACCAAAAUGGAUGGCAGAGAGAAUCCUCAUCUACCGGUAGUAUUGCAGAUACCAUCCCCACUGCAUUCCUAGCCCCACAGACGACCACUAUAUUUAUUAUACAUGCCUCCUCGACUAUCGUCUGCAAACACCAGGUGAAAAUAGAAACAAACUUGCAGAAACUUGCCACGUCAUUGCAUGUUUCAGACCAUGCCAUUAAGCGGUUCAUUGUGCGAUAUAAGCAGGAGUGGUGUUUGGGGUAGUCACGGGUUCACGCUGUACAGUGCGACUGGCACGCCAUGCAAAUCUUGAAACGCCGACACGAUGGCUUGAAUACUCUGAAGCACACCUGCCGCAGCCACGGCGGGCACGUUCCGUCGUGGUGAAAACAUCGACGGCUUCUUAACUAGUGGCAGCGACUUCAGCGUGGCUUUGGCCAAGAGGGGCAAGUACAUUGGUGGCGCAAAGAUGUAGAGGCGUGUGGACGUGGGGCGGCAAAGGAGCGGGUUCGCGUUCAGUUCUAUAAAGGAACCCAGCACGAUCUCGACCUCGGUUCCUCCAGUCGCAUGAUGAAGGUCGUCCCAUUGGGAGGACUGCACCUUGGGAACGACCUUGAUUUGGUUGGAGAACUUGACCUUUUUGUGUGACAGCGUUACUUCCGAAGGAUACCCGAGCACAGUCCACCACGGCGACAACGUUUCGAUGGUAGUCGAGUGCUCGUGCCGAGGUGAUUUGACCCGGCAGAUGCGAAACGUGAUUGGAUGGUCUCUGGGCAAUGACGUGGCAGGCUGUGGUGUGUCUGUGAGAAACGCGGAUGGUCGACGCACCAUGGCCACCCCAGGCAUGCAUUCCCAAGGCAAGCUCUGCAACGACGGGCUGCAGACGAGCGAGUAGUGCACGACCGCACCACCAACAAUGUGACGAUCUUGGUCGUGUGACGGACGGUCGGUUGCUUCGAGUGUUCCGUCGAGGCCCGAGUGUAUCAACGACAGGCAGCUCGUGAAUUCGCGGCCAAACAUGUGAAAAGCAUCUCGAUGGGGUUGCUUGUGCUGGGUAGUUACACUGGAAGACGAACACGUAAACAAAAGCGGCACCACGGACGCCGAUAGUGGUGACGACAGCGCUUUGGUUUCAUUGAUGCGGAAGCGCCGAAGAAUAGGGGGAUGCGGGACGGAGGACGUUGAUGGGACGGCAGAGACCAACGUGACUUGAUUCUGUUGAAUGAAUUUCCAGUCGCAAAUCCCCGUGGCCAGCCCCACACUGGCCACGAUCAACGCCGGGGCCACCUCCAACACGUACACCACCGUGGACAUGGUGUCCUUGUCAUACCCGACCGACGACAGCCACAGGGACAGCGAGCACCCGCCUCGGAACACGGACAUGUGGUCCCAAAUCUGGCGCAGGAAGCGGCGGCACGUUGCGUCUGUCUUGAGGGCAUCUUGGGGCACUUUGCCGUUGCGUUGCAUGUCUCGGUGGUGCUUUAGCCUGGCAAAGCCGUGAUGAAUGUGCACUUCCACAUUCGUCGCCGUUGGACGUGGAUCGUUUUCGGUGCCUCCAUCCUACCAUAAAACUCCAAAGUCACACCACUAAACACUCGC
Aphanomyces astaci is the source of this 2686-nucleotide messenger RNA. RefSeq names its product protein RarD. NCBI's taxonomy places the organism in Eukaryota, Oomycota, Saprolegniomycetes, Saprolegniales, Verrucalvaceae. Bases 28 to 1071 code for a protein of 347 amino acids. The record is from RefSeq and is a predicted model, not a curated record. The transcript has a single exon. Gene Ontology annotation, cellular component: plasma membrane.